UGGAGGCGGUGCCCCUGCAGGCAGCAGACAGGCAGGCAGGCUGGGCAGCAAACAGACCGCAGAGAAACAUCCAGCAAGGAGGGGACACCGUCAGAGACCAGGAGGAGGAGGGAGGGACCGACAGACACCGAAACAAACGGCGCUGACAAUACCGCACCGGUACCGUCGUGACAGCGGCUGUGGGCAGCACGGAGCGGCGUUGAGGGCCAGCGUUUUCAUCCCCUGUAUGUUCAGAAACAGCCCGUCGUCACAAUGACAGCAGAGGAAACCAUAAAUGUGAAGGAGGUGGAGAUCAUCAAGGUGAUCCUGGACUUUCUCAACUCCAGGAAGCUGCACAUCAGCAUGCUCGCUCUGGAGAAAGAGAGCGGCGUCAUCAACGGGCUCUACUCAGACGACAUGCUCUUUCUCAGGCAACUGGUCCUCGACGGGCAGUGGGAUGAGGUCCUGCAGUUCAUUCAGCCUCUGGAGUGCAUGGACAAGUUUGACAGAAAAAGGUUUCGUUACAUCAUCCUCAAGCAGAAGUUUCUGGAGGCUCUGUGUGUGAAUAACGCCAUGUCUGCAGAAGACGAGCCACAGCACCUGGAGUUCACCAUGCAGGAAGCUGUCAAAUGCCUCCACGCCCUGGAGGAGUUCUGUCCGUCUAAAGACGACUACAGCAAGCUGUGUCUGCUCCUCACACUCCCUCGCCUCACAAAUCAUGCUGAGUUCAAGGACUGGAACCCGAGCACGGCCAGAGUUCAGUGUUUCGAGGAGGCCUGCACCAUGGUGGCCGAGUUCAUCCCCGCAGACAGGAAGCUGAGUGAGGCUGGAUUCAAGGCCAGCAGGGAUCGACUAUUUCAGCUGCUUCUCAAGGGAGUCCUCUAUGAGUGCUGUGUCGAGUUCUGCCAGAGCAAAGCGACGGGCGAGGAGAUCACAGAGAGCGAGGUCCUCCUGGGCGUCGACAUGCUGUGCGGUAACGGCUGCGACGACCUGGACCUGUCGCUGCUCUCCUGGAUGCAGAACCUCGCCCAGACCGUCUUCUCCUGCGCCUUCGAACAGAAGCAGCUCAACAUCCACAUAGACCGCUUGGUCAAGCCUGCUAAGACCGGCUACUCUGAUCUCCUCACCCCGCUCAUCAGCAAACUGUCGCCAUACCCCUCCUCCCCCCUUCGCCGCCCGCAGUCCGCUGACACCUACAUGUCGCGCUCCUUGAACCCAGCGCUGGACGGGCUGUCCUACGGGCUCUCCGGCCAGGAUAAGCGAGCGAGCGCCGGGGAAAUAGCGCCGGGUAAAGGGGUCUCUCCGAUGUCCCACUCGUUUGCCAACUUUCACUACCCGGGAGCAGGAGGGCAGAGCUUGAGCAGGAGUCUCAUGAUGGAGAGCUCCGACUGCCACAGCAUCUUUGAGGAAUCCCCUGAAACGUCGAGGACAGACACACCUGUGGAUAAGAUGAUGGGCUCAGCUGGAGCCCAGAACACGCGUCCUGCCUCAGCUCCGGGCGAAGACGCUCCGUCAGCUGGUUCUGCUGACAGGAAUGAGCUUCGUGACUCAACAGAGAAGUAUGAGGAGUUUUAUCGCCAGCGCCUCCGCGUGCAGCAGCACCUGGAGCAGAAGCAGCAGCAGAGGCAGAUGUACCAGCAGAUGUUGCUGGAGGGAGGGGUCCAGCAGGAGCCCCCGCCCAGCGACAUGCAGCACAGCCUCACAGAGAAGUUCCUCAACAGGUCCAUCCAGAAGCUGGAAGAGCUCAACGUGGGGAUGGAGAAUUUGGGAGAAGAGGUAAAAUCUCUGACGCAGCAGUGUAAUGGCAACGGGAACACGCCCGCCUCUGAGGACAAUAACAACCCUCCGUCUGUAACCCCCGAGCAGAGCCGGACCCAAGGGGGAGGGGUGCUCAGCAGCACCCCGCAACGCACCGUAGGGGGUCGGCCUGUGCCGCCUCCAAAUGAGUCCCCUGUUGCCACAAUGAGUGGGCAAAAACCAAAAGGAGGCCAACAAGGUGACUCUCCAGGCUCUUUAUCCCGAAUUAAAGAGGGUGACAAACCAAAAAGCCUGUUUGUACCGGUGCAUUCUUUGGAAGACACUCAGGCUAUUCGAGCCGUUGCCUUUCACCCGUCUGGAGCGCUGUACGCUGUGGGCUCCAACUCCAAAACGUUACGCGUGUGCGCUUAUCCAGAGACGCUCGACACGAGUGGUUCAAGUCCAACAAAGCAGCCGGUGGUUCGCUUUAAGAGGAACAAACACCACAAAGGGUCCAUCUACUGUGUGGCCUGGAGCCACUGUGGGCAGCUGCUGGCUACAGGCUCCAAUGACAAAUAUGUCAAAGUGCUGCCUUUCAGCGCAGAAACGUGCAACGCCACAGGCCCAGACCUGGAGUUUAGUAUGCAUGACGGUACCAUAAGAGACCUGGCCUUCAUGGAGGGGCCUGAAAGUGGAGGAGCCAUCUUGAUCAGUGCCGGGGCCGGAGACUGUAACAUCUACACCACAGACUGCCAGAGAGGACAGGGUCUGCACGCCCUCAGUGGACAUACAGGACACAUCCUGUCUCUGUACACGUGGGGAGGCUGGAUGAUCGCUUCCGGCUCUCAAGAUAAGACGGUGCGUUUCUGGGACCUCAGAGUGCCCAGCUGUGUGCGGGUAGUGGGAACUGCUUUCCAUGGCUCAGGGAGUCCUGUUGCCUCAGUCGCAGUUGAUCCUAGUGGCCGUCUCCUAGCAACAGGACAGGAAGAUAGCGCAUGCAUGCUGUAUGACAUCAGAGGAGGACGCAUCGUCCAGGUGUACCGGCCGCACACCAGUGACGUUCGGUCCGUUAGGUUUUCCCCCGGAGCGCACUACCUGCUCACUGGUUCCUAUGACACAAAGGUUGUGGUCACCAACCUCCAAGGUGACCUGACCAAACAGCUGCCUCUGACCGUGGUGGGAGAACACGGUGACAAAGUGAUCCAGUGCCGAUGGCACACACAAGACCUGUCCUUCCUCUCAUCCUCUGCUGAUCGCACUGUCACACUUUGGACACACAAUCCAUAACUCACACACACUUGUAUGCGCACACACACAUACACACAGAGCCAGUUGUUUCUAUCUGACACAUUCCCCUAAAAUAUUACUGCUCCUCUGCAUUGUAAACACUGACCCACCCUUACACACACACACACACACACACACAC
Pundamilia nyererei is the source of this 3143-nucleotide messenger RNA. It is a transcript of the gene wdr47a, whose product is annotated as WD repeat domain 47a. The record is from RefSeq and is a predicted model, not a curated record. The transcript is spliced from 17 exons. The coding region runs from base 253 to 3003 and encodes 916 amino acids. Lineage: Eukaryota; Metazoa; Chordata; Actinopteri; Cichliformes; Cichlidae. Gene Ontology annotation, molecular function: protein binding.